AUUUAUAAAGAACAUUUUCUAAUGAGAGAAUUGAGAUAAUAAUAAUAAUUACAUACACGCGUCAUAUAUAUGUGUGCUGGCCAUUUUAGCAAAUAAUUUCAUUUAGAAAGAAAAUAGGGAUGUGCGAACGAUCGAAUUUAUGUUAAUGUGCGAGGGAGUAAUUGCAUCGCUAUUUGGGACAUCGUUUCGUUGUGUCGUUUAAUUCUUAGUAUUGUCAAACCUCUGCAAUGCAAUCUCUUGCCUUUCCGUCUUCGCUAAUGACAGAUAUAAACUUUCGAUGUGUGUUACGUAUAUCAAACAUCUCUUUAAAGAAAUGAUUACUGACGUUUUAGACAAGUAACAGAAGUGUACGUAUGAUUUUCAAAAGAUGGAUUCCAAAGGUGAAACACAAAAUAGCAAUAACACUUUAGAAGUAGCAAGCAUCUCAACAGAUGUAAAUAGUUCUACUGAUACAUUUGAAAGCAAUGUCACCUUAAAAGAUGCUAGUCAUGCAGGGAAUGAUAACAACUUUGUUUGCGAAACUAUGCAAAGUGAAGAAGUGCAAGAACCAAUGGAACUUUCUAUGGGAGGUGAUGUUGAAGUAACAACUGAUAAAUGUGACAAAACUAAUGACACAUUAAAAGAUAUCUUUUGUAAGACUAUUAAUUCGGCAGAUGCAUCAGAAGCAACUACUUCACAAGAAAGUAGUCUAUCUUCUUCUGUUAACGAAUCAAAUGUAUUGCAUACAGAACAGGCUAAGGCUAAAAGAAGUAUUUCAAAAGGUCAAGUACGUGCCAAUAGUGCAUCGAUGGAAAAGUCGGACGACAGUUCAGAUGAAGAUUCGAAUAAACGUCAGAAGUUAAAUAAAUGUGUACAAGAUAUUGAGGGAGAAAAUAUAAACGAUGACACAGUACCAUUUCAGAAAACUAAAUCAAAAGUGAAACAACGAAAUUAUCGUAAGAGACGAAAUAUAACAAGUGAUAAUGAAGACAGUUCUGGGAAUACUUUGUCAAACGAGGCAGCAAGGGAAGCUUCCAUACUUGAUACAGAUGAAGAAAAUGUUGCAUCUGCCAGUACUAGAAAUGAAUCAUCUGCUCAUAAUAAACCAUCAAAUAAAAGUUCGGGAACUCGCAGAGCAAGAUCAGAAACGCGCGAUGAUGGAGCUGAUAGAUAUAAAGAUGAAAGAGGUGAUUCAAAUGAAUGGAUAGCAGCUAAUGAGGAUGAAUGGGAUGAAGAAGAAGAACAUGAGGAAGAGACACCUCGUUGCCUAAAAAUAGAGAAACCACCACCGAAUUGGUGCGUAGUACCGGAAAUUAUAAACCGCCAAAUAGGUAGCAAUUCACUGUUCCAAAGAAGAUUUUACGGUUCUUUACAUACAGUAGAACGGCUCAAAGUUAUGUACAAUCUUAAUGAACAUCAGGGUUGCGUAAAUGCCUUAAACUUUAAUGAGAAGGGAAAUUUAUUAGCGAGUGCCUCUGACGAUUUAGCAGUUAUUAUUUGGGAUUGGGCUAGAGGAAAAAAACGUCAUUGGUUUAUGAGUGGACAUACGAGAAAUGUGUUUCAAGCUAAGUGGUUACCAUUGGACAUGGAGUACCUCAUGGUCACCUGUGCCCGAGAUGGUCAGGUACGUUUAUUGGAUCUUGAACAUAAUACAUCAAAGAGACUGGCAGCACAUCGUGGACCAUCGCAUAAAUUAGCUGUGCAUCCUGAAACACCUCAUCUAGUCUUUUCUGCUGGAGAAGAUGCAAAAGUAUUCUCCAUAGAUGUCCGAGAGAGCAAACCAAGCAGAUUGCUUGUAGUAAAAGAAGGUUCAUCAGAAGUUCAACUAUAUAGUAUACAUUCUAAUCCUUUUAAUAGCAAUGAAUUUUGCGUUGGGGGCCGUUCUCAUUAUGUGAGAGUGUAUGAUCGACGAAAAGUUUCGACGCCACUUUAUAAAUUAUGCCCUGAUCACUUGACGGGGAAUAAACACGCGCAUGUAACGUGUGCUGUAUAUAAUCAUAAUGGAACUGAAAUUCUCGCAUCAUAUAAUGAUGAAGAUAUAUAUCUAUUUGAUAGAUUAUUGUCACCGCGGGUAGAUUACGCUCAUAGAUAUCAAGGUCAUAGAAAUAGUGCAACAGUAAAAGGUGUUAAUUUCUUUGGACCCAAAAGUGAAUAUGUUAUAUCUGGAUCUGAUUGUGGUAACAUAUUUAUUUGGGACAAAAAUACAGAAGCGGUUGUACAAUGGAUGAAUGGGGAUAAACAAGGAGUUGUAAAUUGUUUAGAAGGACACCCUCAUAUUCCCAUUCUUGCAACAAGUGGAUUAGAUUAUGAUGUUAAAAUAUGGGUGCCUUCACACAGUGAACCACCAAUAAUGGAAUCAUUGAGUGAUUGUGUUAUAUCCAAUAUGAAAAAUAGAAAGCAAGAAAAUACGCCUGAUACAUUUGAUGGGCAAUUAUUUUGGAUUUUACUGAGACAUAUCCGUCACAGAGAAAGAAUACGUCAUCUCUAUACGCGUCAUGGAGUUGAAGAUCCGAAUCGGGAUGACGAUGAUGAUGAGGACGACGACGACGACGACGAUGAUUUACAUUUUCAUGACUCUUCUCAUGAUAAUUCAUCUGAAAAUACUGAUAGUCAAUCAGAAAGUGGCGAUGUUGGAAGAAUACAAUGUCCUCAAUCUUAGAAAUGCUGCUUAAGUAAUACAAUUAUGAUGGAAGUUAUAUAGCGUUCAAAGUAUUCACUAUUAACCAUUUCAAUUAUAAUAAAUUUUAUUAAAAGUGAUUGUAUCAAUAGCGUUAUAUAGCAGAGUGUAUAAAAAGAACGAUAUUGCAGUGUAUCAAAAACAAAUCCACAUUCUAUAAAUCUUUUCUAUCAACUGGAAAUAAUUAAUAGUAAACAUACUUCAGCAGUUUACGAUUAUCAUAAUUUUUGAACAUAUAUCGAAUGCAAAGACUGUAUGAGAUAAUUGAAGAAAAAGCAAUGUAGGAUUUUAUAAUAGCUGUGCAAGAUACAAUUAUAAAACCAUGUAGAAAGAGUGUAUAAAUUUACAAGUAUUUUGUUAUCAUUAA
This is a messenger RNA of Nylanderia fulva, 3023 nucleotides long. Its product is annotated as DDB1- and CUL4-associated factor 8. The record is from RefSeq and is a predicted model, not a curated record. Lineage: Eukaryota; Metazoa; Arthropoda; Insecta; Hymenoptera; Formicidae. Gene Ontology annotation, molecular function: protein binding. Gene Ontology annotation, cellular component: cytoplasm; Cul4-RING E3 ubiquitin ligase complex.